GCGCGCGCAGACACCCAGUAUAAAUGCCUCAGGUUGCCAUUCUCCCGCUCGCAGUGUGUGCUUGAUCGUUAGUGUGACCACAACCGUGCAAGGACUUACAAAGAUGUAUUCAAGGUGUUUAAUAGUGCUUGCGGCCGUUGGCGUGGCGAUGGGCCAAGAAUCCUUCAAAUGUCCUGACGAUUUCGGCUUCUACCCUCACCACGUAUCAUGCGACAAAUACUGGAAGUGCGACAACGGUGUAGCCGAGCUGAAAACAUGCGGAAACGGUCUCGCCUUCGACGCCACCGACUCCAAGUACCUCACCGAGAACUGCGACUACCUCCACAAUGUUGAGUGCGGAGAGAGGACACAGCUUGAACCCCCGAUCUCCACGCCCCACUGCCAGAGACUGUACGGUAUCUUCCCCGACGAGCAGAAGUGCGACGUGUUCUGGAACUGCUGGAACGGCGAGGCCUCUCGCUACCAGUGCAGCCCCGGCCUGGCCUACGACAGAGAGGCUCGCGUGUGCAUGUGGGCUGACCAGGUCCCUGAGUGCAGGAACGAGGAGGUCGCGAACGGUUUCGCCUGCCCCUCCCCCGGUGAGGUCUCCAACGCCGGCUCCUUCAGCCGUCACGCUCACCCCGAAGACUGCCGCAAGUACUACAUCUGCCUCGAGGGCGUUGCCCGCGAGUACGGCUGCCCCAUCGGCACGGUGUUCAAGAUCGGUGAUGCCGACGGCACCGGCAACUGCGAAGACCCCGAGGAUGUUCCCGGAUGCGAGGACUAUUACGGAGACGUGGACCUGAAAGCGCUGAAGAAACUGGGAUUCUGAAUGAUGAGAAGCGGCUCCAAAGACAGACUGAAAUUCAAUCUCUUCGACUUGUUAUGAUAUGCCUCUUCAGUUAGUUGACAGUUACUUAGGCUGAUGGGCACUAAAGCUGGCAUUUAGGUAUUAGAUUCAAAGGGUUUAGCUUGAGUAUCGAUUAGCUACCUAGUGCUUCACACUCGGAAUAUACCUACUUGGAUAUUGUAAUUCGAGCUACAUAUCUAAUGUCUGCGUAACCUUCGUUUGCUAUGUUAUAGAAAGAAACAUACCUAACAUUAAAUACAAGUGAUAUUAUUUACUUUAACGGAACUAAAUCGAAUAUAUUUAAGUUUUACAAUUACCUCAGAGGUUUCGUGGUCUCGGAGAAGUUUUCUUCGUUAAAAUAAAUAAUGAUGUGUGAAAAUCUUGAAAGUUUAAAACAGUGAGACACAGCAUAUUUGAGGAACUUUUCUUCGUGAGGAAAAUGUCUGAAACAACUUCAAACUUCACUAAAGGUUCGAAUUGUUGAAUUUGGUAACUGCCAUGAUGGUGCAUAUUAUUAAUAUAGAAAUUGAAUUGUAGAGAGAAGCCAUACAACAGCUUUGUAUAUACCUACAAGACACUGUCGCCGUUGUUUUGAAUCAAGAAUUUUUAUCACCAUUAAUUUAAUCUGUGUUAUUCGCUCAUUGAUCUUGUGUUUCAUUUGCUUCUGUUUAAAUUUAAGAUCGAAGUAUUUGUCAGGGUUGCAUAGUCGAAAAGUUACCCCCGUCUGUCUGAAGAGGCGCUCAAAUCAUUUUGUUUUCAAACUAGUAUAUAAGUGAGUAUACUCAUAUACACGAAUUUUUUGACAAAAAUUUUAUCAUCUGGAAGAUUUAUAAUUGUUGCCAAAAAAUGGAAUUGCAUUGCAAUGUUUUAAUUCUGACGCUAACGUCGGAUUUUAGUCAUAUCUUAGUUUACGGUAGUUUAGGCUAGUUUUACGAGUGAAAUUGGUACUGUAAAUAAACUUUCUAUUUUCUAU
Cydia splendana is the source of this 1802-nucleotide messenger RNA. RefSeq names its product protein obstructor-E (gene Gasp). NCBI's taxonomy places the organism in Eukaryota, Metazoa, Arthropoda, Insecta, Lepidoptera, Tortricidae. The record is from RefSeq and is a predicted model, not a curated record. Gene Ontology annotation, cellular component: extracellular region. The transcript has 5 exons. The coding region runs from base 104 to 811 and encodes 235 amino acids. Gene Ontology annotation, molecular function: chitin binding.